CGUCUAUUAAAUGUUACUACGCCUCUGAGCUCGAAAGUCGUACAAGGUGGGGUACAUUGAGAUCAUAUGAAAGAAACGCUUGGGGCGUUAGAAUUUGUUUCUUCAAUCUCGACGAAUAUUGCCACUGCCGGACAGAGAGCGAGAGUGUGUGUGUUGUCUACCAAAUAUCUCUGACGUGACCUGGAAACGGACCCUGGAAAUGGCUCUGGACAUCAUCGACGGGAUCUUUUACAAUUUCGAAGAAAAUUAUUUGAAUGACAUCUGGAACACAGAUCCAGCGGAGCCGAAGCUUCAAUGCAUGGAUCUGGAUCUGGACAUGGACUGUAAAAAUAUCUUAGAUAACCGUUCUAUUAUACUGCAUGACCGGAUGAUGACGGAUGCUGUCCAGUCUCCCUUUGUUCAAGCAGAUCACUGUUAUUCUCUCGCCAUUGAUGAUAAUAUUCCAGACUCUCCGUUAAGCAAACAACCACCUGACAACCAGAUGGAGGAUUAUUCUGAAGACAUGGUUGCUGAGUGUUUCCCAGCGAUACCACUGACAUCUGCAAGUGGAGAAGCAGAAUUCACUGGAUUUAACGCUGUGAAACAAGAACCUCUGUCUUCUCCUCCAAGUCCAUCCACCGAAUUACUUCCAUGCACAUCGUCGGACAACAAGACUCAAUCAACUGCUUCUGUACAGCACAAUUCACUCGUAACACAUCCUGAGAGUAAUACCAAAGGCGCUAAACGUCGUCGUUUGCUUAUGCCUAAUAUCAACAUUAAACUGGAGAAUGCUGGAUUUCCUCUUCCCCCAACUCCCCCAUCAAGUACUAACAGUGAUACUGACGGAAGUUUAUCGCCUUUUCAUCCUUUAAGUACUCCAUCUCCUCCACCAGCAGUAAUCGUCAGCAGUUCACUAAAUUAUUCCACAGCCAAUAGGAAAGGCUUUUCCUCUUCACCAAUACUUGUUAAAUCAUCAACUUCAACUUCCAAAGGGUUAUAUUACUCAUCACUUUUAAGUAACCAACCGAAAGGUGCAACAGGAGCAUUAGUACUUACAGAGGAAGAAAAACGCACUCUGCUGGCAGAGGGCUAUCCAAUUCCUCACCGACUUCCACUAACUAAAGCAGAAGAAAGGUCAUUGAAGAAAGUUCGAAGAAAAAUUAAGAAUAAGAUUUCAGCACAAGAAAGUAGAAGAAAAAGAAAGGAAUAUGUAGAUACAUUAGAAAAAAAUGUGGAGAUAUUAACAAAUGAAAACAAUGACUUCAAAAAGAAAGUUGAAUCUUUAGAGAAUAUAAAUAAGUCUCUUCAAUCAGAACUCCAAAAGCUGCUGUCACUUCUUGACAGUAGUUGUCUGAAGAAAGAUAAAAUAGCCACUUCUCAUAAAGUUGCAGAGCCAUUAAUUGAUUCUCCAGUGGAGAGUUUGGAUGAUACAUUAGAUUUCUUUGAAAAUUAUGAAGACAAAGCAAGAUAGCCAUAUUUAGGUUGUAAAUGAAGAUUAGCUGUGAAACAGAACCUUUAAAUUUCAUGGAUACAGAAUGCCCUAGAUUUCUGACCACAAGCAGUAUAUCCAUGCAGUUUGUGUCAUAUUCACUGUUCACUGACUGGUUGAAUUUCCAUCAUUUUGUUAUCAUCUUACCAUAAGCCAUAAAAAUACUAAUAGAAUGAAUGCAAAACAAUAAAUAUUAAUUGAAUUUUCAUCUUAUUAUAAAACUGUCAAUUGACAGUUUUAUUGGUAAUAAGAACAAGAUUUAACACAAUUUUAAAGGAUAUGGUUUCCUUCUUAUUAUCAUGUCAUCACAGUAUUUUAUAGAAUGACUUAACUUCCAGUUCAAAGUAUUGUAUUUUUGCAUUGGUAAGAAUUAUUUUUUAUAUCAUAAUACCAGCUGAUGACUUGAAGUUAUUAAGGGUCUGAUGAAAUUUGUUAUAAAUCACUUUGAUUAGAAAUUAUCAUUUUUACUUAAUGCUAAAUAAUUCAACAAUGCUUCUUUUCCAUCUUUGGUUGGAAGUGCAAAUGUUUCUAGUCUAAAAGGAUUUAAAUUUCAUGUAUUUGGAAAGGUGCUAAUUUCAAACAGAGUAACAUGAACAUACAUAGACUCACAGCUUUUUAAACAGGUUAUUUUAUAGUGUUCAUAGUUCAUGAACUCCCACUGUUGAUACAAUUUUUUCCAAAGUGUCUUUUCAUGCUUUCUAAUAUUAAUAAUAAUCAGUAGGUUACACUCCAAAGAUUAAAAUGUUUUUGUUUUGCAUUUAUUUGUUUAUAAAUGGAGGUAAUGAACCACAAUCUAAAGAUUUUAAUAGCUACAUACUGUGUGUGUAUUUCAUAAAGUUGAAAAAUCAUUCCAUUUGUUUAGUGAUUAAAUCAGUUAUUUGUUGUUAAAAUUCUUUAGCUGAAAUACCUUGAGGGAAAGGAUAUAAACUAACAUGGAAAACAAAGAAAUUAAAUUUGUUUUUUUAGUAAACAGAAUAUUCCUCAAGCAAAGUUCAAAUAUAUUGGAUAUUCGCUAUAGUAAAACUAAAUGGGCUGUUUCACUUAUUGUUUUUCAGUAAAUAAGCUUUAAGUUCUUUCUUAUCUAUUGCAAGUUUACUUUGAUCUGGUAGAAAGAUAUGACAAGCAAACAGUUUUUCAAGUAAUUUCCAGGUUAAGUUUUUUUCACUGAAAAUUAUUUGCCACACAAUGAAAUAAUAUUUGCAACAAACAAGUAAUCAUAAAUAAAUUUUAAAAAGACUUUCUUCUUUGCUUUAAUACAAAUAAAUGAGCUGAUCUUUAAAAUAAUGUAUAUGUCUAUGUUAAAGUUAAAAAUUAGAACUAACUAAUUAGUAUUCUUGUCAUAAGUCCUGGAAAAACAUAUGCAUGAAAAUAUGAUCUUAUGUACAGUAACACAUUAAAAUUAUUUUUAUAGAUUUUUAAAAAGAUAUAUGUUUCUGCUGUGCCUGUUUUAUAUUUUCAUAAUAAAGUAAGUUUUUAAUAGCUUUACGUAAUGAAUUUUGUUUCUCAAUGAAAAUUUUUAAAUUGAUGUUAUAACUUUUUUAAAAACAGAUAU
Limulus polyphemus (Atlantic horseshoe crab) is the source of this 3020-nucleotide messenger RNA. RefSeq names its product cyclic AMP response element-binding protein A-like. The record is from RefSeq and is a predicted model, not a curated record. Gene Ontology annotation, biological process: regulation of transcription by RNA polymerase II. Gene Ontology annotation, molecular function: cAMP response element binding; DNA-binding transcription factor activity, RNA polymerase II-specific. The transcript has 12 exons. Bases 200 to 1450 code for a protein of 416 amino acids. NCBI's taxonomy places the organism in Eukaryota, Metazoa, Arthropoda, Merostomata, Xiphosura, Limulidae.